Messenger RNA from Chenopodium quinoa (quinoa), 1892 nucleotides. RefSeq names its product GDSL esterase/lipase EXL3-like. Gene Ontology annotation, molecular function: hydrolase activity, acting on ester bonds. Gene Ontology annotation, cellular component: extracellular region. The transcript has 6 exons. The record is from RefSeq and is a predicted model, not a curated record. The coding region runs from base 1 to 1158 and encodes 385 amino acids. Lineage: Eukaryota; Viridiplantae; Streptophyta; Magnoliopsida; Caryophyllales; Amaranthaceae.
AUGACGGAGCUAGGAAUUUAUGGAGAUAAAUCAAGAAUGAAAAAUUUCAUGGGAAAUGAUGGAUUAUACAUCAGAUCUUAUAAAAAAAUUAUCAAUACAAUAGUGAUUUAUAAUAUGAUUAUAGCAACAUUUAUGCAUAAUUAUGUAAAUGCCAUAGAAUUUCUACAAAAAGGAAAAGUACCAGCUGCUUUAGUAUUUGGGGAUUCAAUAGUUGAUCCUGGAAAUAAUAAUUACAUAAAGACUAUUGGAAGAGCAGAUUUCCCACCUUAUGGGAGAGACUUUCCUGGAGGUGUAGCUACUGGAAGAUUCGGUAAUGGCAAAAUUCCCUCUGAUUUCUUUGCCGAAGAGCUUGGAAUAAAAGAUUUUGUGCCUCCAUAUUUGGAUCCAACGCUCAACAUUAGUGACCUCCUUACUGGUGUCAGCUUCGCAUCGGGUGCUGCUGGUUACGAUCCUAAAUCUGCAAAAUUAGCGAAUGUAAUGACAUUACAAAAACAAUUGAAUUUGUUCAAAAGGUAUAUAGAAAAGCUCAAGGCUGCAGUAGGAGAAAAAACAACAUCCACCAUCAUUUCUCAAAGUGUAUACCUCAUUUCAGCAGGAAGCAAUGACAUUACAAACACUUAUUUCUCUUCAUUACCAGUUGAAAGACUUCGUUACAAUGUCUCAACAUAUACUGGCAUGAUGGUCAACUGGGCGUCCUCUUUUGUGCAGGAACUAUACGAAUUGGGGGCAAGAAGGAUAGGUGUAAUCAGUGCACCACCAUGUGGGUGUUUUCCAUCACAAAGAACCUUGCAUGGUGGUCUAUUUAGAUCUUGUGUUAAGGAUGAAAAUGAAGCUGCUAUUAUUUUCAACAACAAGCUCUUUCCCGAGCUGAAUUCCCUAAAUCAAAAGCUUGCAGGAUCCAGAUUCGUGUACCUCGACAUCUACAACCCAUUACUCAAUCUCAUAAACAAUCCUUCUCAAUCAGGAUUUACAGUUAUAGACAAAGGAUGUUGUGGCACAGGAAAAUUAGAGGUGACUUUUCUCUGUACAAAGCUAAAUAUUGGGACUUGCAAAGAUGCCUCAAAAUAUGUAUUUUGGGAUAGUUUUCAUCCAACGGAAGCCGCUUACAAAAUCAUUGUCCAUGAUGUCCUCCAAAAAAGCAUAGCCAAUUUCUUCUAGAAAAUUAAUUCAUAUAUACAUGCAUGUACAUGUAUACCAAAAUUGGAAUUUACUCAUACAAUCGUGGCCUUUGGAAAAAAAUGAUUUUCUUUUAUUCGGGUUAUAUAAAUUCAUACAAAGUAUUUAUUAAGAUUCAAAUAGAAAAUUCAUCAAUUGUUUGUAUUGUGUUUCACAUAAAUUAUUUGAUUUAAUUUUUGUUUGCAACAAAAUUCUUUGUCCCAAUUUUUAAGUACACUUAAUUAAUGUCACUUGUUUUGAUCGAUUUUUUUUUUGGUUCAUAUGAGCCUCUAGGGCGGGGAUGAGAAUCGAUCUCAGGAUCACCUGGAACCAGGAGGAAAGCUCUUACCAACUGAGCUAUCCCUCACUCUCGUUUUGAUCGAUAGUUUGGUACCUUUCAUUAUACUUUUAAACCUCUCAAUAAGUGGUACGGUUAGUACAUAUAAAAUUAGAUCAAAUUGUUGGAAUCAAUUUGUUUUUGAGCUUACGUUAGGAAUUUCCCUCAUUAGGAGGGCUUCCUAAUGUUAUUUUCCUUACCUUAAAAAAAUAAUAAUAAUAAAAUUGUUUAGAGCUAGAUUGUCACGUACGUAUAUUGAACAACCCAGGCCAAUGCAAAAUGUGUAUUGUUACUUUAUUUUAACUACUAGAUCUAAGGGUGAAUUCACUUAUUUUUCACGGCUAUACGUGGAGGAUCGAGUUAACAUCAAGGCAUACACUCUUUGUAUAAUCCCAUCAAA